GAACAUAACGGAGCACAUGCUCCUCAUUCUAUUCACUGAAGCCAGGUUCCUCAACAUCUUGCCGCGUGACAGAGACAGAGCCGUCAGCUAUGGAAGCUUUUGGUGCGAAGCGGAAAUUUCAGGAGGUCGUGGAACAAGACAGGGCUAAUAAGCGCGUUCAAGUGACCACGCCACGUAGUCAGCAAACUCCUGCCAUGAAAAGACUCCACGGUGUGGUGGAAACGGAAAUCGACAAGAAAUUCGCGGAGGCUCUGCUGCUAGACAUUGCAGAAGGAAACAACGACGAAGAUGUCGAGGAUUCAGAUUGGUUUGGAGAUGUUGAUGACAUGCCAACCGAAUCAAAUUUCCAAGUAGAGAAGGAUUCGAAUGCAACUUUUCAAGUGAAUUAUUCCAAGGCUUCUUUGCAUUUUCACGGAACAAAGACUCCCCACAAUUAUCUAGAGUGUAAGGCUUCGAAUUGAAACCUUAUAUUUCGUUCUGCAGAGGGGAAUGUGACUACAACUUACCUACUAAAGCACUGCGCUGGUCAAGGCCUUCUUAUGGAGAUGGACCAUUGAGUUAUCUUUUUGUCAUGGAGCCCAUGAUUUGACCAAAUCUCUCAAACGAUAUCCACUGUGGAGUUCUGUCAUCGGUGCGAUCAUGUUCAUCUAUGGUGGAGUGUGCUCAAUGAAACUUUCCACUUAAGACCUACGAUUUUGAAGCAUCAUGCAGUAGGAAGGUUUAGUUCGUCAGCGGCGCUCCACUUUCAUCGACAGAAAACAUCAGUGCUAUUACGGUAGUGAAAUGCAAAAAAUCAAUGCUGUAGGGGCAAAUGCAGAUGCACAUUACGAAGCAUACAUUCCAACAUCCUGUGCUGUGCUGUUUUUUCAACAUACUGUAAUCUCCCAG
Molecule: messenger RNA, 888 nt
Organism: Closterium sp. NIES-67
Lineage: Eukaryota; Viridiplantae; Streptophyta; Zygnematophyceae; Desmidiales; Closteriaceae
Source: the annotation of a GenBank genome assembly